Molecule: messenger RNA, 2698 nt
Organism: Rhodofomes roseus
Lineage: Eukaryota; Fungi; Basidiomycota; Agaricomycetes; Polyporales; Fomitopsidaceae
Product: alpha-glucosidase
Exons: 13
Coding region: 61-2445 (794 amino acids)
Biological process (GO): carbohydrate metabolic process
Molecular function (GO): carbohydrate binding; hydrolase activity, hydrolyzing O-glycosyl compounds
Source: RefSeq, a predicted model, not a curated record
CCUCCUCCUGCGCGAACGCUCCCGGAGAGACCUGGACUCCUCCUGCGGUCUGCGAUCGACAUGCGCUUCAACGACGGUUUCUGGCUCCUGAAGAACGGUGUAAAGGGCCACUAUGGCCUCCAGGUCGUCCAGGCGCUCCCGGACGGCGAUGGCUACAGCCUGCAGGUAUCGACCAAGCCAAUCCGUCACCGGGGGGACACGCUCGCGGGACCACUUCUGAGCAUUCGCGUCCAUUCACCCAGUGAGGGAGUGAUCGGCGUCAAGAUCGACCACUUCAAACAUGUCGAGCCGAAGCCAACCUUCGAGCUGUUCCCCGACGAUCCGCCUGUCCCGGCCGCAAGGCUCGCAGACGGGAUUGGCUCCUGGACAAUCACAAGCGGCGAUCUCACCGGAGAAAUUACGGAGAAUCCAUACACCAUCGCUUUCCGUUCUCCCCAACGCGUCCUGACGACGUCCGGAGUGAAGCAUCAAGCGAUCUACGACGUUCCACACAAGUGGACUCUGCAGAGUGCAGCAAACGGAUCAUGUCUCACGACUGACUUCAGCUCGAAUCCUCAUCCCGAGCGAGUUCCUGACAACGUUCGGUACACAAGCUCAGAGCUGAACCUCUCUCCCGGAGAACUCAUUUACGGUAUGGGAGAGCAGUUCGGUGCUUUCGUGAAGAAUGGCCAGUCAGUCAGCAUAUGGAACCAGGACGGCGGCACGUCCAGUGAACAGGCGUACAAAUGUGUACCUUUCUACAUGACGAACCGUAACUAUGGUGUCUUCAUCAACCAUCCUGGCGAAGUCGAGAUCGAAGUAGGCAGCGAAAAGGUCAGCAGGGUUGGCGUGAGCGUCGCCGGCGAGACUCUUGAGUACUUCAUCAUCUACGGUGCCACGCCUCUGGAGAUCCUCGAACGCUACACGCGCAUCACCGGACGGCCAGCGUUGCUGCCCACAUGGACGUUCGGGCUCUGGCUGUCGACGUCCUUCCUCACGUCUUACGACGAGAAGACCGUCUCAGGCUUCCUGCAGGGCAUGCGGGACCGCAACUGCCCCGUCCGCGUGUUCCACCUGGACUGCUUCUGGAUGAAGCAAUACGAGUGGUGUUCGUUCACGUUCGACCCGGAUAACUUCCCGAACCCGAAGGCAUACCUCGCGGACAUCAAGCAGAAGUACGGCGUUAAGAUUUGUGUAUGGAUCAACCCCUACAUUUCGCAAUUGUCGCCCAUCUUCCAGGAAGCAGUGAGGGAAGGCUACUUGAUCAAGCGCACAGACGGAACGCCGUGGCAGUGGGACUUGUGGCAGCCAGGACUGGGAGUCGUAGACGUGACGAACCCCGCAGCGCGGAAAUGGUACCAAGACAAGCUCGACGCCUUGAUUGACCUCGGCGUGGACACCUUCAAGACAGACUUUGGCGAGCGGAUACCGCACGCGCAAGUAGUCUUCCACGAUGGCUCGGACCCCAUGCGGAUGCACAACGCGUAUUCGGUCAUUUACAACGAGAUGGUCUUCGCGGUUUUGGAGAAGAGGUUCGGGAAGGGCGAGGCGGUCGUGUUCGCUCGUGCCGCCAGUGCGGGUGGCCAGAGGUUCCCGGUGCACUGGGGCGGCGAUUGCGAGUCGACGUUCGAGGCCAUGGCUGAGUCGCUGCGCGGAGCCCUGAGCUUGACGGCGUCGGGCUUUGCGUUUGCGUCACACGACAUUGGAGGCUUCGAGGGGCAUCCACCACCAGAGAUUUACCACCGAUGGGUCGCGUAUGGGCUCUUCUCCUCCCACUCCCGGCUCCACGGUUCGAUGUCGUACCGUGUGCCAUGGCACUACGGGGAGGAAGCAGCGGUAUACAUGGCGCGUUUCCUCGAUGCCAAACACCGGCUUAUGCCCUACUUAUAUAUGCUUACUCUGACGGCGCGCACGCACGGGCACCCACUCCAACGAGCCAUGUUCAUCGAAUUCCUCUCCGACCGCACCACACACUACCUCGACCGCCAAUACAUGCUCGGGCCCUCGCUGCUCGUCGCCCCCGUCUUCGUCCCCGAGGACGAGGACACGGAGUACUACGUCCCCGCGGGGCGGUGGACGUCGUUCUUCCACCCACAGCGCACAAUCGACGGGCCCCGGUGGGUGCGAGAGGUUGUCCCGCUCAACGAGAUCCCCGUGUAUGUCCGGCCGGGGACGCUGUUGUGCCUCGGGCCGAUGGGCAUCGGCCGGCCAGACUAUGAGUAUUCGAAAAGCGUGGAGGUUCAGGUUUACGAGUUGGCGGAUGGGCAGGUCGUCCACACAGACGUGCCUGUUGGGGAUGGUUUAACCGUCGCGGGGACGGUGAGGGCGGAAAGGAGAGGCGGGGAGGUGAUCGUGAACAUUGUUGCUGGGAGCGUUGAACUGACGUCUGCGAGACUGUUCAUGGGUGGGCAAGAGGUCGUGGCGGAUUUGAGCAAGGGACAGACGGAGGUCUCCUUGAAGUUUUGAUUGUAGGAAGCGAACAAAAAUGUAUGCACAACAUACCCUGUACUAUAGGAGGCGUCACAGCAAUGCGGGGCGUUCGACUGUACCAUUUACAUAGUCGGAAUCACCUAGGCUGAAUAUACAAUUCGCCCAUACAUCCAGGGCGCUCAUUCCGUAGAUGACCGUUGUCUCCAGACCUCCUCCGAUGGGCUCGCCUGACCUUCACAGCUGAGAAUUAAGGGCGUGUUUGGGAAGUUGGCAUGGAGUGGACUCGACC